Fraxinus pennsylvanica is the source of this 1440-nucleotide messenger RNA. Lineage: Eukaryota; Viridiplantae; Streptophyta; Magnoliopsida; Lamiales; Oleaceae. The record is from the annotation of a GenBank genome assembly.
AUGCUUCGCCUCUUCAUUACAACAGCACCAGGGUGGCAUCGGCCUGACGGAGUGGGUGGAUAUGCUUCUCCUCUUCAUUACAGCAACUCGCCGAGUGGGUGGAUCUGCUUCACCUCUUCAUUACAGCAGCACCGCCUCUUCAUUACAGUAGCACCAGAUAAAGAAGGCAAGAAAGGGAAAAUGUUGGUUGCAGACAGUUUUGAUUUAUGGCAAAAGGAUACCUUCUUUUCUGCAGCGGAAGAGGUCCAACAAUCUGCCGAUAUAAUGGAAUCUGCUUACAGAACAUGGCUCAGAGCAAAAAAAGAAGGGAUGACAGCUCAAAAUUUAGAUGAACUUAGUAGAGAGCUUCAAAUGGCUUUAGGCACGGCAAAAUGGCAGCUGGAAGAGUUUGAAAGGGCUGUUAGGUUGAGCUACAGAAUUCAUGCUGCUGAAGUUACAAAGACCAGACACAGGCAAUUUGUUUCUGUUAUAGAAGAUCAAAUUUCCCGUGUAGAAGCAGCAUUAAAAGAAUCAUAUAAUGUGGAUAGAAACCAACACUUUAGCUGGGUAAACUUGAACGAAGAAGAACGUGAUGACUUAGCUUUGUUUCUUUCUGGAACUGCCGAUAACCCACAUACAAAGCUUGGAGAACCAGCAACUAGCCCCUUUAAAGAGAAAAACAAUGCUAGAAUCAGACUCGAUUCUAAAGUUGGUUCCAAGGCACAAAUUCCAAUUAAGACAAAGGGUUUUGAAGAAAUUGUCACUAGUAAUGUGGAAGCCAAAUGCUUCAUAGAGGCAGAAGAGAAAGAAAUUCCCGAGACAAGGGACGAACCUAGUUCUCGUAGGGCACGUAAUUUACCAGGUGUGAGUGCUUUGGAGAUUGUAAUUGAUAUUGACAAUGAAGAGAGGAAUACAUUGGUUGAAGCAACACCCAAAGAGAAGGCGUCCAAACCUUAUUUUUGGAGAUCAAGGUGUGAAGACCAUCCUCAAGCAAAGGGAGGAGUGUUUACUUACACCCAACUGAAGAUUCUCAAUUUCAAAAAUCAGCUGUUCAAACGAACUCCGAGAAGUCAGAGGCAACAACAAAUUUCACCAAAAUUGUCUGUCGAUUCCAUUAGACUCGUACUUGCUUUGAUGCUAACCCUUUUCUUAGUUGUUCAGUCGAUUUAUGAUCCGUAUUUCAAGCUCAAGAUUGUCCUUUUGUUUUUGCAGUGCCUUUCCUGUUCUAUUCAGCUUAGGCUCGAGGUUAAAAUUCUGUUAGUGAACAAGAGGAAAGGUUGUGAAUUCGUGUUGAUGAUGGAGAAGCCUCUGAGACGGGGUUGUCUUUGCUUCAAGUUUUCGGAUAUUUCUUUGGGUGAAGUGACUUCACAAGACAUAAUGCACCAUGUAGCAGUCAAUUGCUUCUUAGCAAGGAAUAAUAUAAUAUUUGGUAUGUUAGCCUGGAUAUUACAGGAGAGCUAA